Messenger RNA from Manduca sexta (tobacco hornworm), 681 nucleotides. RefSeq lists its product as uncharacterized. The transcript is spliced from 2 exons. The record is from RefSeq and is a predicted model, not a curated record. Bases 110 to 517 code for a protein of 135 amino acids. NCBI's taxonomy places the organism in Eukaryota, Metazoa, Arthropoda, Insecta, Lepidoptera, Sphingidae.
AGGAUUCACGGCCGUCGGUAGAACUCUCGACUAGCGGGAAAGCGGCAAUUACAUUUCUCACUGUAAGGAGUGACAUCUCGCGCGUCUUUCGAUUAUUAUUUAUUAAAUUAUGAGUUUUGAUCGUAGGGCAUGUGGGAGCCCUGCGCCCCACGUCACCAAGCGUUUGUUCACGAUUAUUGUGCUCCUAGUCGGACUUAUAUGCAUAUUCGGAGGCUACCUUUUAGGAAGAAUGGCGCGAAAGGAAGUGAAACGACCUAACGAACUUCUUACGUAUAACUUGACAGCGGCUGCAGACAAUUUGUAUAAAAAAUCUAAAAGGAUAACGCCCAAGGUUAUCCACCACAACGACCCUGACAAAAUACGGACACGAUUAUCAGAAAUAUUCAACUGCAUCGAUUGUGGCACCAUAAACAAAUAUAAUCUAUCCGAAUAUGUGAGAAAUUCUAUCAACUUUCAAGUGACCAAAUUACUAAAAUCUAUAUCUAAUGCAACCUUGUAUUUAGAUGCGUUAACUUGAUAUUGAUACUAACACUAAAGGGUAAUAUACCAUGACUUAAACUGGACCAUUGGGACUGUAUAAUUAAUUUAUAGAAUAAGUUGUGUUUUAAUAAAUUGUGAUGUGGUUUUUAUGUCUGAUUUUAGAUUGUAAUUUAAAAUUAAAUAUUCAAAAUAUGUGUACAA